This is a messenger RNA of Suricata suricatta (meerkat), 1473 nucleotides long. It is a transcript of the gene PDCL, whose product is annotated as phosducin like. The coding region runs from base 365 to 1270 and encodes 301 amino acids. The record is from RefSeq and is a predicted model, not a curated record. Lineage: Eukaryota; Metazoa; Chordata; Mammalia; Carnivora; Herpestidae. The transcript is spliced from 4 exons. Gene Ontology annotation, biological process: regulation of G protein-coupled receptor signaling pathway.
ACUAGGUAUAUACAACGUAGCUUUUCGUUUAAAGUAAAACAAAGCAAAUUGAAAUGUAUUAUUGUCUCCAAGGUGUUUUGUCCCAAAGGAGGACCCGUAGCUUUUCCAUUCGCCACCGGAGGAAGCCUUUCCUAAUUGGGCAGCGUGUCUGCCCGACCGCAGGAAGGCCGCCUCAUUGGUCCGCGCAGUCGGGACCCUGGCGGCUUUUCUCUUAGUGCUCAAGGCGCCGACCCACUUCUCUUCCUCCUACCGAGCGCUCCUUUCUUCGAAGUUUCCGGAGCUGCCUGUGCGAAGGGAUCCAGACUGACCUAGGCCGGGUAACUGCACUGAGAGCUUGCUUGAUACGUUGCCUCUCGCAGGCGCUAUGACGACCCUGGAUGAUAAGCUGCUGGGGGAGAAGCUCCAGUACUAUUACAGCAGCAGUGAGGAUGAGGACAGCGACCACGAGCACAAGGGCGGAGGCAGGGGCGCCCUGGCCGGGGGUUCGAUGCCCGCAGAUGCUGAGCUGGCAGGCGGAGGCAUCUCAGUCAACACAGGUCCAAAAGGGGUGAUAAAUGACUGGCGCCGCUUCAAACAACUGGAGACCGAGCAAAGGGAGGAGCAGUGCCGGGAGAUGGAACGGCUGAUCAAGAAGCUGUCGGUGACCUGCAGGUCCCAUCUGGAUGAAGAGGAGGAGGAGCACAGACAGAAGGAGCUCCAGGAGAAGAUCGGUGGGAAGAUGACUCUGAAGGAGUUUGCCAUGAUGAAUGAGGACCAAGAUGACGAGGAGUUUCUACAGCAGUACCGGAAGCAGAGGAUGGAGGAGAUGCGGCAGCAGCUUCACAAGGGGCCGCAGUUCAAGCAGGUGUUUGAGAUCCCCAGCGGAGAAGGGUUUUUAGACAUGAUUGAUAAAGAACAGAAAAGCACCCUCAUCCUGGUCCAUAUUUAUGAGGACGGCAUUCCGGGGACCGAAGCCAUGAACGGCUGCAUGAUUUGCCUUGCUGCUGAGUACCCAGCCGUCAAAUUCUGCCGGGUGAAGAGCUCAGUCAUUGGGGCCAGCAGUCGCUUCACCAGCAGUGCCCUUCCAGCCCUGCUGAUCUACAAGGGCGGUGAAUUGAUUGGCAAUUUUGUUCGUGUCACUGACCAGCUGGGGGAAGAUUUCUUUGCUGUGGACCUUGAAGCUUUUCUCCAGGAAUUUGGAUUGCUCCCAGAAAAAGAAGUCUUGGUGCUCACGUCCGUGCGUAACUCCGCCACCUGUCACAGUGAGGACAGUGAUUUGGAAAUAGAUUGAACUGACAGUCUAGCUGCAUAGAUUUCUCCUUGUUUGGGCUGGAAGACAACAUGGCGCUGUAUGUAUUUUUCUUCCUUCCCAGUUUCAGCUGUUCUUUGUAGUCCCUUUUAUUAUAUGUAAAGUCAAGAACUUAGAUUAAAUUGGACUGCCAAAUCACCUUGUGGCUAGCAGUACAAAGUGACUUAAAAUUGUAUAAACAGGAA